AAAUGGAAAAAACUGUCAUAUAUUUAUAAUUAAGUUUGAAAAAGAAAUUUAUUAAAUUUAUUUAUAAUUUUCAAGUAUUUGAACUUUCUAAUGGAGCUUUUUUAUUAUUGUGUGCUCUUGUGAAUCAUUAAUAACCACAUUGGUGUAUAAUUAAAUUUUAUCUUAAUACAUCCACGAUGAUAAUCAAAUAUUUAUCAACACCUGAUUUACGCAAUAACUUUUCGUUACUAAACAUCAAUAGUAGAUCUAUUUAAGGUUACUACUCGAUUCAAUAUUCAAAUAACGGAAAAUUGUGGAUUAUAAAAUACGAAAAUGGGUUCGGAGCAGAGUUCUCAAGGCUCAGGAGCACAGAGAUCUCAAUCAGGACCGAGGGCAGGACAAUUAAGAAGAGGAAAAAGUGUUCCAAGUCGAGAGAGAUUACCUGAUGAUACUCCACGAUCAUCAAGCCCAGGACCUAGUAUUUGUUCUGACUCUGAUCUACCUUACAUAUCCUACACAGUUAAUCAACCAAUCGGAGAUUCUCCUAAAACCUCUAACAAGCAACACUUGAUUCGAGGAAAAAGCGUUGGCAGUUCAGAUGUAACCAGAAGAAAAUCAAGCUUAGGCCUUAGAAAAUCAACCUCAAAUAAAGCUCAUAAUAUCGUUAUUGUUAAACCAGCUAUCUCAGAUCCUGAUACUGAUAAAGAUCCUGACUUAGUUAAACUACAACGUAUUCCUAUGUUUCUACCAAUCAUGAGAGGAACGUUAAACCUUCCUCCAGGAGUUAGAGAUCCUGAAAUUUUAGAAAGAUUGGAUCCUAUUGGAUUAUUUAAUUUGUGUGCCAGAUAUCAACAUCAUCUCAACGCUAAUGCCCAAAUGAUUGCUGCUGAACAAACAGCACUCUGUGUAAAUAUUGAUGCUGAGGUUAAUAAGAUAAUGGCACAAGCUGUUGAGAGACAAAAAAAAUUUGCCAAGUUUGCUGAACAUAUGAAUAAAGUACAUGAACUCAGUAAACAGUUAACGAAGUGUCAUAUGCAAUUGAAUCAAACACUUGAAAGCCUUGAGACUUUGAAUAAUAUGUUGCCUAUCAAAGACCGAUUGGAACCUUUUGUAUGGACAACUGGAUAAAUUAAAUGCACUUAGCUACAAAAAUUUAACACUCACCAGUUUAUCCACAACUCUGUCAACUGAGCUCACCUCAACAGCUAAAUUAUUUUGUAUUUAUAUUGUGUUUGCUGUGCCUAUAUUGUAAAAAGUAUAUUCCAAUUAAUAUUGAAAAAAAUUAUGUUUUGAGUGUCAGAAAUAUAUAUUUAAUUUUUAUUCAAUGA
Molecule: messenger RNA, 1307 nt
Organism: Chelonus insularis
Lineage: Eukaryota; Metazoa; Arthropoda; Insecta; Hymenoptera; Braconidae
Gene: BORCS5
Product: Bprotein-1 related complex subunit 5
Biological process (GO): lysosome localization; organelle transport along microtubule; positive regulation of anterograde synaptic vesicle transport
Cellular component (GO): synaptic vesicle membrane; cytoplasmic side of lysosomal membrane; BORC complex
Source: RefSeq, a predicted model, not a curated record